Closterium sp. Naga37s-1 is the source of this 825-nucleotide messenger RNA. The record is from the annotation of a GenBank genome assembly. Lineage: Eukaryota; Viridiplantae; Streptophyta; Zygnematophyceae; Desmidiales; Closteriaceae.
AUGGUCCCUGUACAGUCUUUCACAGGUGGGCUGCUGGGCACAGGUGGGGCUGCUGGUCACAGGUGGGGCUGCUGGUCACAGGUGGGGCUGCUGGUCACAGGUGGGGCUGCUGGUCACAGGUGGGGCUGCUGGUCACAGGUGGGCUGCUGGUCACAGGUAGGGCUGCUGGUCACAGGUGGGGCUGCUGGUCACAGGUGGGGCUGCUGGUCACAGGUGGGGCUGCUGGUCACAGGUGGGGCUGCUGGUCAUAGGUGGGGCUGCUGGUCACAGGUGGGGCUGCUGGUCACAGGUGGGGCUGCUGGUCACAGGUGGGGUUGCUGGUGCUGGUGCUGGCGGCUGGCGCUGGUGCUGGUUCCUGGUGCUGGCAGCUGGCACUGGGGCUGGUUCCUGAUGCUGGCGGCUGGCGCUGGGGCUGGUUCCUGGUGCUGGCGGCUGGCGCUGGUGCUGGUUCCUGGUGCUGGCGGCUGGCACCGGGGCUGGUUCCUGGUGCUGGCGGCCGGCGCUGGGGCUGGUUCCUGGUGCUGGCGACUGGCGCUGGGGCUGGUUCCUGGUGCUGGCGGCUGGCGCUGGGGCUGGUUCCUGGUGCUGGCGGCUGGCGCUGGGGCUGGUUCCUGGUGCUGGCGGCUGGCGCUGGGGCUGGUUCCUGGUGCUGGCGGCUGGCGCUGGGGCUGGUUCCUGGUGCUGGCGGCUGGCGCUGCGACCGCCGGUGCGACGGGCGAGGUGCAAGGUGGCGCUGGCUGCAGUCGAUGGCGCAAACGCGAUCGCGGGCCGCUGGCGACUUCGCUGGCGGGUCGCUGGCGGCGGGUCCGCUGGCGUUCGCCAUAG